AGUCUCUGUGGCUCAAGCCUUGAUAUUGCUGCUCUGGCCACCCGCCCUUUGGCCACCCGCCCUACUACCCCCCAAUGAAGAUGGCCGUCGCCCUCCUGCUGCUGUCCCUGGCGGCCGCCCCAGUGGCCACCGGCAGCCCGGUGUCGAAGGUGAUCGAGAUGCUGUCCGACCUGCAGGCCAAGGUGGUCGCGGAAGGGGAGGAAUCCCAUUCGGUCUUCGCCACCUUCUCGGAGUGGUGCGAGGACGAGGCUCGCCAGCUUGGAUUCCAGAUCAAGACUUCGCAGGGGGAGGUCGCCAGUCUGAAGGCGACUAUCGAGAAGGAGGCGUCCAGCAUCGCGGCCUACGAGACCAAGAUCGAGGAGCUCGCCGCCGAGCUGGCCCUGGACGAGGCCGACCUGAAGGCCGCUAGCGAGAUUCGUGCGAAGGAGCAGAACGACUUCGCCGCUUCGGAUAAGGAGCUGGUGGAGGUCAUCGACACGCUCAAGAGGGCGACCGCCAUUCUGACGAGAGAGAUGGCCAAGAUCGGCUCCGCGUCCAUGCUCCAGCUGCAGAGCGCGAAGUCUCUGGAGCAGGCGCUCUCCGCGAUGGUGCAGGCCUCCAUGAUCAGCUCCACCGACGCCAGCAAGCUGUCCUCGCUGGCGCAGACCAUGCAGCAGUCGGACGCGGAGGACAGCGACGCGGGCGCUCCGGACGCGGCCGUGUACCAGGGCCACGCCGACGGCAUGGGCCGCGAGGCGGACGGAGGCAUCAUCUCGGUCCUCGAGGACCUGACCUCGAAGGCGGAGGCGCAGCUGGACGGGCUGCGGAAGGCGGAGACGUCGUCCCUCCAGAACUUCCAGGUGCUGGCCCAGAACCUGAAGGACGAGAUCAAGAACGGCAACGCGGACCUCGCCGAGGCGAAGAAGGGCAUGAGCGCCAGCGGCAGCUCGAAGGCGGAGGCCGAGGGCGACCUGGCAGCCACCUCGAAGGACCUCGCCAGCGAUGAGGACACCAAGGCGGGCCUGCACGCGAACUGCAUGGAGAAGGCAGAGACUUUUGAGGCCGAGCAGAAGAGCCGCGGCGAGGAUCAGGGGCAACGUUGGGGGGGAGAUAAGUAGGCUCAGGCGGGAAAGUAUCGACCCCCAAUCGCUCAUGCAUCGCCGAUGGGGGCCCGAUAGUCCACCCCGCUCAGGAACGUCCGGAUGCACUAUCGGGGGCCCAUUACCGAUCUAUCGACGAUGCAUCGUCGAUUUCGGCUCGAUGAUUACCCCCGCCCCUAAGUCGGUCCCCCAGACAUCUUCCGUCUGGAUUUUUUGACACCGUGUCUCCCCAGAGAUUCUGGCCCCUUCCCGGGACCGGCUUUUCACCCCGGGUCGUUCUUGGAUGGUCCUUGCGCCCGGUGAGGAACCCUGGAGGCCGAAAACUAGGCACAAAUUCUCCGUCGUGUUUGUUACUCAUCCUUCCACAACGAGAGGAUGUCAGGGACCGUCCCCUCCCAACGU
Prorocentrum cordatum is the source of this 1481-nucleotide messenger RNA. The record is from the annotation of a GenBank genome assembly. NCBI's taxonomy places the organism in Eukaryota, Dinophyceae, Prorocentrales, Prorocentraceae.